Messenger RNA from Hyaloperonospora brassicae, 1617 nucleotides. The record is from the annotation of a GenBank genome assembly. Lineage: Eukaryota; Oomycota; Peronosporomycetes; Peronosporales; Peronosporaceae.
AUGACUCGCACUGGCUACGCGGCCAUGCUCACCCCCACGAGCAACAAGGGGCUGGCGUUCACGCCCGAAGAGCGGCAGCAACUCGGUCUGCGCGGGUUACUGCCGGCAGCGGUGUCCACGACCGCGCUCGAGGCCCAGCGGGCGAUGGCGGCGCUCCGUCGCAAGCCGUCCCCCAUUGAGAAGUACCUCUUUAUGCAGCAGCUGCAGAACACGAGCGAAGACGUGUACUACCGCCUGCUCAUUGAGCACACGUGCGAGCUCCUGCCGAUCGUGUACACGCCGACGGUGGGCCAGGGCUGCCAGGAGUUUAGCCACAACUACACGUCAAAGCCACGCGGUCUCUUCAUCUCGGUCAACGACAUUGGCCACGUGGCUGAGCUCUUGGACCACUGGCCGGCACAGGACGUUCGAGCCAUUUGCUUUACCGACGGCGAGCGCAUCCUCGGCCUCGGUGACCAAGGAGCCAAUGGCAUGGGCAUUCCCAUUGGGAAGCUCGCGCUCUACACGGCGUGCGCCGGUGUCCCGCCGCAUUUGUGCCUCCCCGUCGUGCUCGACUGCGGCACCAACAAUGACGCGUACUUGGCCGACCCCUUGUACAUUGGGCUGCGGCAGCAGCGCGUGCGGGGGGCGGUCUUUGAGCAGCUCGUGGACGAGUUUAUGCACGCAGCCAAGACCAAGUAUGGCCCCAGUGUGCUGCUGCAGUUUGAAGACUUUGGCAACUCGACGGCGUUUGAGCUGCUGCGGAAGUACCAGCACACGCACUGCACGUUCAACGACGACAUCCAGGGCACGGCGUCGGUCGUGCUGGCAGGUCUGUUGGCGGCGGUGCCGCUCUCGGGCAAAUCCAUUUGCGAACAGACGUUUCUGUUCCUCGGCGCUGGCGAAGCUGGUACGGGCAUUGCCGAGCUCAUUGCGCAGGCGAUUGCCGACGAGACGGGCAAGUCGGUGGCAGAAGCGCGCAAACAGAUUUGGCUCGUGGACUCGCGUGGGCUGAUUGUGCAGUCCCGCAAGGAAUCGCUGCAGCACCACAAGCUCUUGUUUGCACACGAUGCGCCCGCGUGUCCAGACCUGCUGUCGGCCGUGGAGCAGAUCAAGCCGACGGCGCUCAUCGGGGUGUGCACCAUUGCCAAGGCUUUCAGCCAAGCUGUGUGCCAGAAGAUGUGCACGUACAACGAGCGCCCCAUUAUCUUUGCAUUGAGCAACCCCACAAGCAAGGCCGAGUGCACAGCCGAGGAGGCCUACACGUUCACCGACGGCAAGUGCAUCUUUGCUAGCGGUAGCCCGUUCGAUCCGGUCGAGUACAACGGCAAACGCUACGUGCCUGGCCAGGGCAACAACGCGUACGUGUUCCCUGGCAUUGGUCUCGGCAUUGUAGCGGCGGGCCUGACCCACGUCAACGACGAGGUCAUGAUCAUUGCUGCAAAGACGCUGGCUGGCUUGACCACGCCUGCUGACCUCGAGACUGGCUGUGUCUACCCGCCGCUGUCCACGAUCCGCAAUGUCUCGCUCAAGAUUGCUGAAGCUGUCGCGGAGUACGGGUUUGAAAAGGGCUUUGCCACGAUCGCAAAGCCAGAGAACUUGGCCCGGUUUCUGAGCGAUUUCAUGUACACCCCCUGA